Messenger RNA from Anopheles funestus (African malaria mosquito), 3523 nucleotides. It is a transcript of the gene SMC5, whose product is annotated as structural maintenance of chromosomes protein 5. NCBI's taxonomy places the organism in Eukaryota, Metazoa, Arthropoda, Insecta, Diptera, Culicidae. Gene Ontology annotation, biological process: double-strand break repair via homologous recombination. The transcript has 5 exons. The coding region runs from base 140 to 3256 and encodes 1038 amino acids. Gene Ontology annotation, cellular component: Smc5-Smc6 complex. The record is from RefSeq and is a predicted model, not a curated record. Gene Ontology annotation, molecular function: ATP hydrolysis activity; ATP binding.
UGUCAGUUUCGUUUUAUGUUUGUGUAGCGCUCAAGUUCGCACCGGUAUGAAAAUCCCGCGGAAAUCAGAGUGUUUGUUUGAAGGUGUUACAAAUUUAAUCUUAUUUUGUCCUUGAGUGCAUUCAUAAGAACAAAACAGCAUGUCUCAAUCAGUUGUGGGAAAGAUAGCAUCCGUGUCGUUGAAGGAUUUUGUGACGUAUGACUCGGUUGUACUGUAUCCGGAUGAACAUUUGAACAUAAUUCUUGGCCCGAACGGAACCGGAAAAUCGGCUAUUGUGGCCGGUAUCGUGCUCGGAAUGGGUGGCACCUGUAAGCUGCUUUCCAGAUGCGACAAUAUCGAUAGUUACAUUAAGAAUGGUAAAGAACGUGCCACGAUUCGCAUUUCAAUUUAUCGCGACAAAAAUCGCGCCGUACGGUGGUUCAGUCGUUCAUUCGAUCAUGACUGCGUCAAUACGUACGAAAUUGAUGGCAAAACGGUUUCGCACCAGGCGUACCUACAGCAAAUCCAGAUGUACAAAAUCCAGGUGGGAAAUUUAUGUCAGUUCCUACCGCAGGACCGUGUGCAGGACUUUACGAAGAUGAAUCCUCGCGAACUGCUGCUAAACACGCAGUCGUCCGUUUGCGCACCGGAGGUACAUGAAUGGUUCAAUGAGCUGAAGGCGAAGCGCGAAUUACAGAAAAAAUGCAGCACCCAAGGUACGGAAGGAAUGGCCCGGGUGCGAGAUCUCGAAGCACGGUUGGCAGAUUUGAAUCAACAGCUAGAAACGCUGCGCGCACGUGAAGAGUUCCAGCAACAAAUAAACGUAUGCCAGGCUCGGAAGGCGUGGUUGGAGUACGAGGAGCUGUUUCUCAUUUACAGCUCUACACUGCAGGAUCUGAAGUUAGCUAAAAAAAUGAACGAUGAUAAGGAGAAAGAAUACAAUAAGUGCAAAUCGGAAAUGCAAUCAAUUAUAGCACGGAAGCAAGAGAUGGAAAAAUCUAAGGACAAACAGGUGGCAAUCGCUCAACGCUGCACGGAGCAGAUAAACAGUUUGGAAGAGAAAACGGAACGGCUGGAAGAUAAUAUGGGAAAGCAGAAACGCGAUCUACUAGACGCACUGGCUAAGGCAGACGAAAGAAAGGCUGAACUGGAGCAGGCAAAGGUAAUGUUGGCUGCCUUCGUGCAGGAUUGUGCCGAUACAGUAGCCGCACUCGGUUCGGAAGAUCAAAUUCGUCAGAAAAUGUCCGGCCUGGAUGCGAAGGAAAGCAAGAUACGUGGCGAUAACGAUCUACUAAUGGGGCGCCGUCACGAACUAAACCAAAAGAUCGAAACGGAGGUGAAACCGGAAAUUAUGAGCCUUGAACGAAAUAUCGCUACGAUCGAAAAUAUUGCAAACACCAAGCUGAAGAUACUGCAGACACGUUUCGAGGGGACGUAUCAAGCGGUGCUGUGGUUGCGCGAUCAUCAGCACCUUUUUCAGGGUAAAAUCUACGAACCGAUGGUACUGGAGCUAAACGUACCGGUGUUGGAGAAUGUUCCAUUUCUGGAAAAUACAAUCGGUGCCCGUGAUUUGAUUGCGUUCACGUGCGAAAAUACGGAAGAUAUGAAUCUGUUUCUGCGCAAAACGCGCGAAGAAAUGCGCAUUGAGGGUGUGAACGCGAUCCAGAGUGAUCCGGCCGAUGAGCUACACUACAAGCCGCGCCAUCCGAUCGGCAGUCUGAAGCGGUUCGGUUUUCACACCUAUCUGAUCGACAUGCUGGAAGCACCGUUUCCGAUCUUGAACGGGCUUUGCAAGCUGUACGGACUGCAUAACAUUCCCGUGGGCACACCCGACUCAGCCAAACACGUAUCUUCGCUGCCGGAUGAGAUUUCGGUAUUUUUCACACCAUCGCACCGGUUUCAGGUGUCGAAAUCACGCUACACCGGUGAAAAGUCGACCCGUAGCGAUGCGCUCAGUUCGAAGAACAUGCUAAACCGAUCGACCGACCAUGCGCUUUUAGCACAGAAGCAGCAACAGUUGAAGCGCUUGGUCCGGGAGUGUGACAAGAUCCGCAACCAGCGGGGACAGAUAGAGAACAACAUUAAGGAGCUGCAGGAACGGUGCACGGAGCUGCAACAGGAGAAGCGUGAGCUGCAGGAUCAACUGUCCAAGUAUCAGCAUUCGAAGAUGAAAGUAAAGCGGCAGGAGCAGAAAUGCAACGACCUGAAAGGUCGUCUCGUGAACGUUGACCAGGAGCGUGCCAAGUUCGAAAAAACGUGCCACACCAUCCUGGAACAACUGUUAAACGAACAGCGUCGCAAGAUAGAAGCGUUAGAGCAAUACGCAGCCGCUAGCCGUGAGUAUGACCUGCUGGAGCAGCGGAUACGCAUCUUCGAGGAGCGAAAUAACGAACGGGAAUCAAAUUUCCGCGUACUAGAGGAUGCUUAUAAUUCGGCCAAAAAAACACUCCUCAAUGUGGAGAAAAAGCUGGCCGAGAUAAAGGAGAAAUCGUCGAAGAAAAACAGUACCGCACGGGCACUGACCUUAAACAAAGCACCGGAUAAGCCGGAUUUUCCGUACAAGAAAGAAUUUGCCUCACUGCCCGCAUCGGUUGAACUGGUGGAGGCCCACCUGGAGGAGCUGCGCGUCCGAUUUGAGUGUUUGCCGCAGGGAAAUCAGGCCGCAGCUACCGAAUACGAAGAGAUGAGUAGAGUGUUGGAGCAGCUGCGCCGGGCGGUAAGUUGUUCGGAAAACGAGAUCGCAUCCCUGGAACGGUACAUGGCCGAAUUGCAUGAGCGCUGGUACCCGGAAGUACAGCGCGUGGUACAGAACAUAAAUGGCAAGUUUACGCACUUUAUGAGCUCGAUGGGUUUCGCCGGAGAGGUAGAGCUGAUUCGACAGGAGGAGCGGGACUACGAUGAGUACGGCAUUCGCAUCUACGUGAAGUAUCGCAACGAGGAAAAACUGAGCGCUCUCGAUCGGAAGCUUCAAUCGGGCGGUGAGCGGGCAGUGGCCAUUGCAAUCUACACACUCUCGCUGCAACACAUGACGCAGGUACCGUUCCGUUGCGUGGACGAGAUCAACCAGGGUAUGGAUCCGACGAACGAACGGAAGGUGUUCAACAUGCUCGUGGAUGAAACGUGUCGCGAAGGACAAUCGCAGUAUUUCUUCGUAACGCCAAAACUGUUGCCGCAUCUAAAUUACAACGAUAAGAUGAAUGUGUUGAUUGUACACAACGGAAAGUACAUCGAGAAUCCGGACAUUUUCAUAUCGAACGCAGAUACGGGACGUGCCUGAGAAGGGGGCAUAGGCGGAAUGUAACCAGCAACAUGAGUUAAGUACAAAUCAAAGUGAAGACGAAAGUGUCAUCAGUUGCGCCAUGAAAUCGCUACAUAUCUCGUUAACUAUUUUCACAGUGUGAGUGGAAUAUUUAUAUUUUUUUGGGUUUUAACAAUCAGUGGCUUGAACUAUAUCAACAUUUGAUUUAUAUCUGGACGAGAAAAAACACAUACAUUACAUUUGCCUGGUCGAAGAAAGACAAUAAAAUAUAAACUUUCUAAAACA